Molecule: messenger RNA, 2219 nt
Organism: Penaeus indicus
Lineage: Eukaryota; Metazoa; Arthropoda; Malacostraca; Decapoda; Penaeidae
Product: aromatic-L-amino-acid decarboxylase-like
Exons: 14
Coding region: 202-1629 (475 amino acids)
Biological process (GO): catecholamine metabolic process; amino acid metabolic process; serotonin biosynthetic process
Cellular component (GO): cytoplasm
Molecular function (GO): pyridoxal phosphate binding; aromatic-L-amino-acid decarboxylase activity
Source: RefSeq, a predicted model, not a curated record
UGUCGCCGUAAGCAGCCUCGCCGCUCUGGCGUGGGCACAGGCUCAGUGCGGCCGAGCCUCCCACGCCAUCACCACCGGCCCCAAACGACCGCUCCACACAAAAAUCUUUUCCUCUUCGCUUCUUUUCUCUGAUAUUUCAGGAACGCGCUCCGUAGUACCUCUUUCCUGCUAACCCCUUCAAGUCUCCAGCACGUCGACAGAAUGGAUUCGGAACAGUUUCGCGCGGCUGCUCGUGAAAUGACAGACUACAUCAUUAACUAUUUGGAAAAUAUCAGAGACAGGCGUGUCUUGCCUGAGGUGGAGCCGGGGUACCUCCGCCCCCUUCUCCCCUCGCACGCUCCGGAACGUGGCGAGUCAUGGACUGAUGUCAUGGCGGACAUUGAACGCGUAAUCAUGCCAGGGGUAACACACUGGCAUUCCCCGCAGUUCCAUGCGUAUUUCCCAACUGCCAACAGUUACCCUUCCCUGCUGGCGGACAUGCUUUGUGGCGCCAUUGGCUGCAUCGGUUUCACUUGGAUUUCGUCGCCCGCAUGUACGGAGCUCGAGGUCGUCAUGAUGGACUGGCUGGGCCAACUGCUGGGCCUACCCAAGGAGUUCCUGGCGGCUUCUGGGGGCACGGGCGGAGGUGUUAUUCAGGGAACAGCCAGCGAGGCGACACUGGUGGCCAUGCUGUCUGCUCGCUCCAGGAUCACCAAGGCCCUGGAGGCCCGCCCCGACUAUGAGCCUGCCAUCGUUACCAAACUCGUCUGCUAUUCUUCUGACCAGGCGCACUCGUCGGUGGAACGCGCCAGCCUGCUCGCGGGGGUCAAGAUGCACAAGGUGCUAAGCGACGACAGCUUCUCUCUCCGCGGCCCUGCCCUCCGCCGGGCCAUUCAGGAGGACAAGCAAAAGGGCCUUAUUCCCUUCUUCGUGGUGGGCACCAUCGGGGCCACUCCGGCCUGCAGCUUCGACAACCUGCGGGAGAUCGGGGAGGUGGCGCAGGAAUUCGAGCUGUGGCACCACGUAGACGCCGCUUACGCAGGGUCAGCGCUGGUGUGCGAGGAAUACCGCUACCUGAUGGACGGAGUAGAGCUGGCCGAAAGCUUCAACUUCAACCCCCACAAAUGGCUACUUGUCAACUUCGACUGCUCUGCCAUGUGGAUAAAGAACGCACAUGAUGUGGUCGACGCCUUCAAUGUCGACCCGUUGUACCUCAAACACGACCGUCAGGGCCAGCAGCCUGACUACCGGCACUGGCAGAUCCCAUUGGGCAGGCGUUUUCGUUCUCUCAAGCUGUGGUUCGUCAUGCGGUUGUAUGGCAGGCAAGGGCUCCAGGACCACAUUAGGAAGCAGAUAGCGUUGGCUCAUGAGUUCGAAGCACUGGUAAGAGAGGACUCCCGAUUCGAAAUCUUCUUCCCUGUUACCCUCGGAUUGGUUUGCUUCCGCCUCAAGAACGAGAGCAAUGACAUUAAUGAUAGUCUGCUGAAAAGUAUCAACGCAGGCGGCGUCAUCCAUAUGGUUCCCUCCAAGGCUAAGGACACGUACUUUCUCAGGUUCGCAGUGUGCUCCAGAUUUACUGAACACGCAGAUAUUGUAAAAGCCUGGCAGGAAGUGAAGAAAGCGACUGAGAUUAUACUGGCCAAGCAUUAACUGCUUGAAGGAUGGUCCGCAAAGAAAAUUUGCCUUGGAAACUCCACGAAAAUGACCUUCAGUGAGGCAGAGCCCAGGCACUGGGAACACCAGUGAAGGCUAUUUUUUGUAAUGAAGAAGAGGCAUAACACUGAAAUUAUAAAUACACACACACACACACACACAAGUGCGCGCGCACACUUUACAUUAACCGCAAUUAUUGACAUCAAUUACCGACUUGUGUUAACAGUUCUGAUCCAUUUAUUGGGCGAGGUGUCCUUGUCGAUAAUACGAAGUAAAACCGACUUCCAGUGCUUUUUGUCACCAGCUUCAUGGCGCCAAAAGCAAGGAAACGACUGUCUUUCAUCAAUGUUGCCUCGGAUUUUGAAUAUGAAACAUAUCGAACAUCACAUUCCUUUUAGUUAUUAAAACUGAUGUACUGUUUUCUGACCAAAAGUCCAAUCAAAGAUGUCUCAUAUCUUGUCUUGAGAAUCAGUUAAAGCAACUCACAUUGAGGUGUUUCGAGGCAUAAUACACAGGGCUUUCGAUCAUAAUUGUACAUCAUACCGUUCAUCUCAUCUGGUGUUGAACAGUAAAGGGUUUUGAUGGUU